Trametes versicolor FP-101664 SS1 is the source of this 834-nucleotide messenger RNA. RefSeq lists its product as uncharacterized. NCBI's taxonomy places the organism in Eukaryota, Fungi, Basidiomycota, Agaricomycetes, Polyporales, Polyporaceae. The transcript is spliced from 3 exons. The record is from RefSeq and is a predicted model, not a curated record. The coding region runs from base 1 to 834 and encodes 277 amino acids.
AUGUUUCGCCGCAUGCCAGCCCUUGAACGCCUCGUCGUCACCGCCGCUUUCCUCCGUUCGACUACCACUCGAUGUUGUGUGCUCGGCCACAACUCGGCGUGUCCGGUUGCAAGUCUGAACAACUUGCAAAGUCUCACAAUCGCAUAUCCCGAUCCCAACGACCGGGUCUUCUCGAUACCACUCGCCAACCUCACCCACCUGUCGCUCCGUGAUUGGCCUCGCCACUAUGACAUUGUAGCCCAUAAAUACUACAGUUGCACUUGGAGGUCGCCCAUCCUUACCGCCACGGAAGCCCUAUCCGCUCUGCAACGCCUUCAAGCCCCCAACCUCAUCACGCUUGAGCUUGUCUACCUUGCGGACAAAGCGGACGACGACCUUCUCUCCUUCAUCGCACACGCAUUCCCAAAGCUACUACAUCUUCAACUACAUCGAUACCGCCAGUCUUCAGACGAGGCCGUGGACCAUCGACACAUCGCACAGACGCUUUCGGCGUCGAAAAGUGCUGUUUGGCUUCGCUUGAACCUGGACUUCCCAGGCGAUCCGGGGGAGUACAACCCCGACGUUGGCAGUAGCGCGCUCGAGCAAUGGCGCCGUCAACUAGCGACAUUCGCAUCGGAAAUCCUGGACAUGUUAGCACCGGACCCGACGCUCAGGGGUAUCGCCCUUUUGUACCACGGAGAACCGCCGAGCAUGUGGGUUUGGUAUUACCGCACACGGCAUGGCAAAAUCCGGCGUGUCUACGAUAGGUCACCCAAGAGACGCGACACAUUCGCUCCGGAGCAUCCCUUCGGAGAGCGGAAGUACAAGGGCGUCGGCCCACGAAUACAGAUAUAA